AUGACACCCAUCGAAGGCGACGCGUUAGUCGCGGGCCUGAAAGAUUCGAAGUUCAACGACAUGGCGAGCCUGCUGGGUCAGAUCCCCGCCUCCGACUUGACUGGCUUCCUGAGUCUCCUUACGGGGAAUGUUACGCUUCUUCUUCCAAGUUCCAGUAAGCCGUCCCUGCCGAAUGAAGCCGUCAUGGUGUACUAA
Molecule: messenger RNA, 195 nt
Organism: Gloeophyllum trabeum ATCC 11539
Lineage: Eukaryota; Fungi; Basidiomycota; Agaricomycetes; Gloeophyllales; Gloeophyllaceae
Exons: 2
Coding region: 1-195 (64 amino acids)
Source: RefSeq, a predicted model, not a curated record